Molecule: messenger RNA, 2073 nt
Organism: Ectocarpus siliculosus
Lineage: Eukaryota; Phaeophyceae; Ectocarpales; Ectocarpaceae
Source: the annotation of a GenBank genome assembly
AUGAUGCCGCUGAUGGCUAGCAUCCCUUGUUGGGCUCUUCGGCUGCUGGCAGUGAUCGCCGUGGUUUGUACGAUUGCCUUGGGGGGAGUUCACAACCUUGGAGACAACGACUUCGACGACUUCGUCGCCGACCUUCCUGAACAAGCGCUCCUAUUGGUCGACUUCUAUAAGCCUGGCUGCAGACAUUGCCAGAGAUUGAACCCAGUUCUAGACUACCUCGAGGCCGAAUGGGAGAAAGAAGAGCCGGACGACUCGAAGCGGUGGUUCAAGCUUGCCAAGGUCGACAUCGAGAAGAACCCUCGUCUCAAGACGGUAUUUGGAAUAGCGAAACUUCCGGACCUCCGGUUCGUUCGAGCAGGACGGUGGGGCACAUACCAGGGGGGGCGACUAAUCGAGGAUAUCAAGGAGUUCAAAGAGCGCAUGGCUUUGGUCCCCCUCCGCUUUGUGGAUGCCGACGCUUUGACGGGGCUGGCCAGAAGCUCGGAAGCCGUGUUUGUGCUCUCCGCCAACGAGGAUGCUGACCCUUCCACGGUGGCCCCGGGGGUUCUCCUCGCCGCCACGUUGUCACAGCACGAAGCCACCUUCUGCACCACAUCACCGGAGGUGUUGGCAUCACUAGGACUAGGAGUAAGCGGGGUGUCACCGGCGCUAGUCAAGGUAGUAGCCGGACAGGGGGGACGACUUCUGCAGCCGGCCGCGUACAAGACGGAGAGGGGCACCCAAGGUGUCAACGACGACAGCGCUACUGUCAGCGUCGCCGCUGCCUCUUCGUGGUCCGUGUUGAGCUGGGUGGAGAGGGAGAGGUUCGGAUUGGUAUCGGACCUUUCGCCGGACAAUUUUAUGAGGCUGGGUUCCCUGGGAAGGUUGAUGGUGCUUGGAGUUUUUGACCCCAAGCACGAGGCGACAAGAUCGUUCCGCAAGGUUUUUGGGGAUGUAGCCUCGGACAUGGGAGUGAGGCACUCCGAGAGGCUCAUGUUCGGGACGGUAAACCGCGUUACGAUGCCGGGUUUCAUGGAGACUUUCAACGUGUACGAGGGGCAUCCGCAGGUCAUAGUCAUGGACAUUGCGUCGGACGAGUUCUACACCUUGGAAAACAUGCGGAUGGAAGUUGGGGAAAUGGAGGCAUUCCUUAUCGACGUCCUAGCAGGGUUCAUUCCGGCCCGAGUGCCGUCUACCAAUUCCGCGCGGUACGCGAUGAAGAUCUGGUGGCUCGUUCAGAAGGGGGGUGCGUGGAGCUUCCUUCUCCUCAUCCCGGUGGUGGCACUGGUGUGGGUGUUCUGCGACACGCCUCAACGGGAGGAGGCGCGGGCAGCUUUGCGGGAAGUCAGGAAGACUGAGAGGGAUGGGGCUCUUCGACGCAAGAACCAGUGAAACCGCGGCAGACGCACACGCCUGCCUCCGAGUGGUGUUGCGCACAUGCCUCCUUCGUUGGUGCGGAGAACAGCAUCACUUGAACAGCAUCAUUCUGUAGGAUAUCUGUAGGAUGCCAAGAGGUAGAUGCGGCAGCUUCGGCUGCACUUUAGAGUGGCGACUAGGUUUCGUGUCGUAAAUGUGGUGUACAGAGUAAGUAGAGGACAGACGUUUAGUGUAGUGUAUGAUCCGUCCACGGUGUUCGGGAUCUUGAUGGCACAUGUCUGCCGCCGAUAGCACAUUUUUGAGGCAACCCUCCUGCUGAUUAUUGUACAUUGCACUGCCCGUCGACAGAGGUCUCCUCGGCAUUUGUCUAUUAAUGUUAUUACAGGUGUAGACCAAGUGUGGUGAACUGUCGUGUUUUGUAUCCCUUACCUGGCCCUAGUGCUUCGUGGGAUCAUUGAUCUGCGUGUGAGCUUGUCUACUUGCUCGAUGUUACGGCAGGAAGACCGAGAAGAAACCCUCGAUCUACGCGUUCUCUAUCUAUUAAACGCAUGUUUUGUGCGGGGUUGAUUGUUACAGUGUGUGGGUGAGGUGCCACCUUUUGUCGGAUUUCCAAUCGUUUUGGCGUUUUGCAACAGCACUCUAUAUAUUAUGCAUACGACAUGAUUGAUGAUGGAAACGCUCGGCCCUUGGGCAAGAGAACAGAAUAUACUUGUUUGU